Messenger RNA from Anneissia japonica, 4000 nucleotides. RefSeq names its product coatomer subunit beta-like. Gene Ontology annotation, cellular component: COPI vesicle coat; cytoplasm. The transcript has 24 exons. Gene Ontology annotation, biological process: intra-Golgi vesicle-mediated transport; endoplasmic reticulum to Golgi vesicle-mediated transport; intracellular protein transport. Gene Ontology annotation, molecular function: structural molecule activity. Lineage: Eukaryota; Metazoa; Echinodermata; Crinoidea; Comatulida; Comatulidae. The coding region runs from base 179 to 3052 and encodes 957 amino acids. The record is from RefSeq and is a predicted model, not a curated record.
GCCACCUGGAAUUUUGGCCGACGUGGAACUCGAUGAUGUCGUCUCUCUCUCUCUCUGCGUGUGUGUCACAUACGGCUGAUAGGGACCGGUUGUUGAAUGUUUAGUGUAAAUCCUAGCUGGUGUGCGAAACGCGAGCAUUAUUUGUGAUUAUUGAACAGAACAAAAAAAAAAUAUCAGGAUGUCUACUGCAUCGGAACUUGCAUGCUACACUCUGAUUCAGAUGCCAAGUGAUUCUGAACCACCAAAUGAAAUGCAAUUUAAAAAUGAUAUUGAGAAAGGAGACACCAAGACAAAAAUUAAGGCUUUGAAACAGCUGAUCUAUAUGAUGUUGAAUGGAGAAAAAAUGCCAGGACUUCUCAUGUAUGUUAUUCGCUUUCUGCUGCCCAUGCAAGACCAUACCAUGAAAAAGUUACUUUUAAUCUUCUGGGAAAUUGUGCCGAAGACCCGGCCAGAUGGAAAACUUCUUAAUGAGAUGAUAUUGGUGUGUGAUGCCUACCGCAGGGACUUGCAGCAUCCUAAUGAGUUCAUCCGUGGCUCAACUCUGCGAUUCCUCUGCAAACUCAAAGAACCUGAACUCCUCGAACCACUGAUGCCUGCUAUCACUGAAUGUCUUGAACAUCGCCAUAGUUACGUCCGUCGUAAUGCUGUCCUUGCUAUCUUCACAAUUUACAAGAACUUUGACUUCUUGAUUCCCAAUGCUCCUGAACUUAUCCACAACUUCCUGGAGCAGGAGAAGGAUGCUUCCUGUAAACGCAACGCCUUCAUGAUGCUUAUUCAUGUCGAUCAGGAGCGUGCUCUUGAUUACCUCAGCACUUGUAUUGAUCAGAUUAACAGUUUCAAUGACAUCCUUCAACUGGUCAUCGUGGAGCUUGUAUAUAAGGUGUGUCAUGCAAAUCCAUCGGAACGUUCUCGUUUUAUCCGUUGCAUCUACAACUUGCUUCAGUCAACAAGUGCUGCUGUACGAUAUGAAGCUGCUGGUACACUUGUCACACUCUCUAGCGCCCCCACUGCCGUUAAGGCCGCAGCGUCAUGUUACAUUGAGUUGAUCAUCAAAGAAAGCGAUAACAACGUCAAACUGAUUGUUCUUGAUCGUUUGAUCAGCCUCAAGGAGGAUCCAGCUCAUGAGAAAAUACUCCAGGAACUUGUGAUGGAUAUAAUGCGAGUAUUGUCAGCCUCUGACUUGGAAGUCAGGAAGAAGACCCUGGAUUUAGCCUUGGAUCUUGUCUCAUCUAGAAACGUUGAGGAGAUGGUACUAGUUCUCAAGAAGGAAGUCACAAAGACCCACAACACUGGAGAACAUGAAGAUACUGGCAAAUACAGACAGCUUUUAGUGCGCACUUUGCAUACUUGCAGCAUUAAGUUCCCAGACAUUGCUGCUCAAGUUAUUCCAGUGUUGAUGGAAUUCUUGAGUGAUGUCAAUGAGCUUGCUGCUUCUGAUGUUCUUGUGUUUGUUCGUGAAGCUAUCCAGCGCUUUGAACAAUUGAAGUCACUCAUCAUCUCAAAGUUGCUUGAGGUCUUUCCUACCAUUAGGAAUGUCAAGAUUCACCGAGCUGCCCUGUGGAUUCUUGGAGAGUAUUGUACUAGUGUUGAAGACAUUCAGAGUGUUAUGACAGAGAUCCGUAACUCGUUGGGAGAAAUUCCAAUUGUCGAUGAUGAGAUGCGCAAAGCUGCUGGCGAAUCUACUGAUGAGGAAAGUGUUCAGAUUACAAGUGGUCGACGCCUUGUGACAGAUAUGGGAACUUAUGCCACUCAGAGCGCCCUCAGCUCUGCUUCCCACAGCACCUCAGAUGACAACAGACCACCUUUAAGAGGAUUCCUUAUGGAUGGUGAGUUCUUUGUCGGUGCAUGUUUGGCGACAGUUCUCUCCAAGCUUGCCUUCAGAUACGUUGACAUGGUCUCCAGCGAAAAGAAGCAAAAUGCCUUUCUUGCUGAAGCUAUGUUGAUUAUGGCGACUACCAUCCAUCUUGGCAAGUCAGGUCUUGCUAAGAAGAACAUUACCGAUGAUGACGUGGACCGCAUUUCAAUGUGUUUGAAAGUUCUGUCAGAGCGCCAUCCGCUCAUGUCCAACAUAUUCCAGCUGCAAUGUCGUGCUUCACUCGAAGCUAUGUUGCUAGCUAAGCAGAAGGAAGAUACAUCCUCCAAGAAGAACUUGUUUGACAGGAAGAGUGUCAAGAUUCAGCCUGAUGACCCUAUCAACUUCAUGCAGCUUCUAGCAAACACUGAAAAUAGCAGCUCCCAGGACCAAUUGACCAUGAGUCUGACACUGGCUACUAUGGGUGUGUCUACUCGCAAAGAGGCUGCUGACAUAUCCUCCUCCAAGCUGAGCAAAGUCACCCAAUUGACCGGCUUCUCUGACCCGGUGUACGCAGAGGCCUACAUCAACAUCAACCAGUAUGACAUUGUCUUGGAUGUACUAGUGGUGAACCAGACUGCAGAUACUCUUCAGAACUGCUCUUUGGAGCUGGCUACACUCGGUGAUCUGAAGCUGGUAGAGAAGCCUCAGCCGAUGACGCUAGGCCCCCAUGACUUCUGCAACAUCAAGGCUAACGUUAAGGUAGCAUCCACUGAGAAUGGCAUCAUCUUUGGCAACAUAGUGUAUGAUGUAACUGGUGCUGCCAAUGAUCGCAAUGUGGUUGUACUCAAUGAUAUUCACAUCGAUAUUAUGGACUACAUUGUCCCUGCUACUUGUACUGACGCUGAAUUCCGAACUAUGUGGGCUGAGUUUGAGUGGGAGAACAAGGUGACUGUGAAUACCAACAUUGCUGAUUUACCAGAAUACCUAAAGCAUGUACUUAAGUGUACUAAUAUGAGAUGUCUCACACCAGAGAAGGCUUUGUCUGGCGAUUGUGGAUUCAUGGCAGCCAACCUCUAUGCCCGUUCCAUAUUUGGUGAAGAUGCUCUAGCCAAUCUAAGCAUUGAGAAGCCUGUAACUGCUUCUGCUGAAGCCCCAGUCCAAGGCCAUAUUAGAAUCCGUGCUAAGAGUCAAGGCAUGGCUCUCAGCUUGGGGGAUAAGAUAAAUUUGUCUCAGAAGAAAGACAGGGAUUCUAAGUAGGGGAUAAGACCUAAUCUGAUAGAAUAAUUAUGAUCUGAUAGAUUGUUCUUAAAUUAGAUCAUCUUAGUAUUUAGGUAUUCCAAUGUGAAAUCAAUUAUUUACCAUAGGAACCCUUACGAGCUAAAAAAAAAAUAACUAUACAUGUAUUUAAGUAUUUGUUGCACUUAUGUAUAACUAUAAACUAGCAAGCUAAAAUAUAAAUAAUAAUGAUGGUGUUAACCAUGUGGAAGUGAUACUUGCCUGACUUUAAUGUUUGUGUACUAAUCAUUCAUAAUAUAUUGUCCUCAAAAGAUUUCUGGUGGAAACAUUUCAAUUACUUUCAUAACAUUAUUUACUUUUGCACUGAUAUUGAUCUUAUUCCAGGUUAAAGUUUACACUUACUUUGCACAGAAUUUACAUAGAAUGUAAUUACUCAGAUAUCCAUUGAUAUUACCAGAUAUUUGCAUAUCCAUAAAAGUGGUCAAAAUAAGGAACAUAUAUAUUAAUUUUUACAGUAAUUUAUUGUACUGUUCACAUAUGUUGAAAUACAUUUAUGCAUAGGUCCCAAUUGCUAAUGUUUUUUUUUGUUAACAUGGUGAAUAAUAAUGCUUGUACAAUAUUUAUAUAGUGCAUAGUAUAAAUUGUCUUAUUCGUAUGUUGCCAAAUCCCCUAUGUUUAAAAUACUCAGUAGCCAGUAAAUAAAGCAUGAAUUGUGUUAUUAAUACAAGGUAUGGUAAACGUAAUAUUAAGUUUUUAAUGACGAGCUAUCUGGGACAGUUUGACAUCAUCGUGAGGAAUGUGCUCAUGCGCAUUAUGUUCCUGUUUGAAUAUGGUAGAGUUCAUUCGUUGGGGAUGUAAAAGCAACUUGGCAUCCGCGGUAAACAAAGUGUCAUGGAAUUUCUGGGAGGGUUGGAAUUCAACCUUAUAUCAUGUUCAUUAAAAUUAUAACUACAGUAUAUAAGUAAACAA